CGGAAUUGAAAGGGUAUUUCUUAACGUGCCGGUCGUUUUAAAUAGAAUGCAAAAUUAAAAAAAAAAUUGUUAUACAUACUUAGUUUUAUAAAUUUAUUUUGUGGCCAGUAUACAGCGGUAUUUCUCUGGAUGGGUUAAAACUGAUUGACCGCAUUUUUAUGAUACGUUACAAAAAAUUUACAAAAGAGUGAAAUUAAAUUCAAAGGAAAAAAAAUUAUAAUAAAACAAAAUAAUUAUUAGAAAGAAUAAUAUAAAAAUUUGAAGUUCUAAAUUUUAAAAUGAAAUUACUUUCAAUACCAUUAUUAUUAAUUUUAAUUUCAAAUUUUGAUGCUAGCUCAUUAAUUAAAUUAAAUAAUCGUCCAAUUAUUGGCAUUUUAUCACAAGAAUUAACAACAAAACGUCUUUUACAAUAUCCAGAUAAAACAAGUUAUAUUGCGGCAUCUUAUAUAAAAUAUGUUGAAGGAGCUGGCGGAAGAGCUGUACCAAUAUUCAUUGGAAAAAAUGAAGAAUAUUAUGAAAAUAUUUUAAAAAAUAUUAAUGGUGUACUAUUACCAGGUGGUGCUGUUUAUUUUACUAAUCGUAAUGGUUAUGCAGAAGCUGGUGCAAUUAUAUAUAAAAAAAUAAUUGAAAUGAAUAAAAAUGGUAUUUAUAUGCCAAUAUGGGGUACAUGUUUAGGUUUUGAAUUAUUAGCAUAUAUGUCAGCAAAUAAUAUUGAAAUUCGUACAGCAUGUACAUCACAAGCACAAUCAAUUCCAUUAAAUUUUACAAGAACAUAUAAUAAUAGUAAAUUAUUUGGUAAUAUACCAAAAAAUAUUCGAUACACUUUAGAAACAAAAAAUGCAACAGCAAAUUUUCAUAAAUGGUGUAUAACAGAAUCAACAAUGGAAAAAUUUAAAUUAAAUAAAAUAUGGAAAGUUUUAAGUAAAAAUAUUGAUCAGAAUGGAUUAGAAUUUAUUUCAAUAAUUGAACAUAAAAAAUAUCCAUUUUAUGGUGUACAAUUUCAUCCAGAAAAAAAUAUAUAUGAAUUUGUUAGAAAUCGUAAUAUUAAUCAUGAUCCAGAUGUAAUUUUAGCAUCACAAUAUUUUGCUAAUUUCUUUAUUAAUGAAUCACGAAAAAAUUUCAAUUCAUUUAGUUCAGAACUGGAAGAACAAAAUUAUUUAAUAUAUAAUUAUAGACCAGAAUAUACGGCUAAAAAUAAUUCAGCAUUUGAACAAAUUUAUUUUUUUGAUGAAGAGAUAAUUGAUAAUUCAAAUUGA
This is a messenger RNA of Condylostylus longicornis, 1256 nucleotides long. RefSeq names its product gamma-glutamyl hydrolase A-like. The transcript has a single exon. NCBI's taxonomy places the organism in Eukaryota, Metazoa, Arthropoda, Insecta, Diptera, Dolichopodidae. Gene Ontology annotation, cellular component: vacuole. Gene Ontology annotation, biological process: tetrahydrofolylpolyglutamate metabolic process. Bases 279 to 1256 code for a protein of 325 amino acids. The record is from RefSeq and is a predicted model, not a curated record. Gene Ontology annotation, molecular function: gamma-glutamyl-peptidase activity.